AUGCCCCCAGUGACAGUUCUCGGUAUCAGAGCAUGUGGGAAGGAGCUCGAUGCGAUAAAUAUCUAUGCCCUGGUACCCUCGCCUGCGUUCAUUUCCCGCACCACUGCCCGUGCCCACACCCCGCCGCGGAGGAGAAGUUCGAGCUCGGCGACGGCAGUGCGAUCUGUGUCUCAAGAGGAGGAUACAAGCCUGGGGAAGCUGCGCGAAAAGUUGAGCUGGCUCGGAAAGGACUUCUUUGAUUGA
Messenger RNA from Aspergillus puulaauensis, 243 nucleotides. RefSeq lists its product as uncharacterized. NCBI's taxonomy places the organism in Eukaryota, Fungi, Ascomycota, Eurotiomycetes, Eurotiales, Aspergillaceae. The transcript is spliced from 2 exons. Bases 1 to 243 code for a protein of 80 amino acids. The record is from RefSeq and is a predicted model, not a curated record.